Malania oleifera is the source of this 1709-nucleotide messenger RNA. RefSeq lists its product as uncharacterized. Lineage: Eukaryota; Viridiplantae; Streptophyta; Magnoliopsida; Santalales; Ximeniaceae. The coding region runs from base 129 to 1460 and encodes 443 amino acids. The transcript is spliced from 10 exons. The record is from RefSeq and is a predicted model, not a curated record.
AAUCCCAACAUUCAGCCGCUAUCCGCCACUGUUUAGACGCUGGCCGAAGCCGGCCGAGGCUAAAGCCAUUCUUCUGCAUCAUCUACGAUUCUACGGUGGUAGAAAACCCGCAAUUGUUCGAAGCAGCUAUGGUGGAAGACGGAGGGCUCGAUCUCGCAGUCCCUUCACAUCUCCACUUGGUUUCAGCCUUUCUAGCCAUGGAACCCUCCGAAUCACUGAUCUCCUUGGCACGAGUAUGUGGUGGAGGGUUCAUUACAGAGGCAGUGCAACGUUUAGUUUGGGAUCGUUGCAUUAGAAAAGCUGAUGGAAAAGGUUAUGCACCUUACUUGAAGAUUUUUCUUAAGAAGCUUAUCAAUGAAAUUGAGUUGAACCAUGGGGAGGUAUUGGAUGAAUUAUAUGAGCUAUAUGCUCAUUACGUGACUUUAUUGAAGGAUGAUAUGGCAGUGAAAGAGAACUCAAGGGUUUUGAAGUACAUUUCAUUUCAUUUUCCUGAUGAUUGUUCACAAUCGCCUAGUUUUUCAAGAUCAUUAACCUUGGUGAUUCCGCUGCAAUGUUCACUCAACAUGCUUGAAGGAGAUACUGGGUGUUCAAUUUGGCCCUCAAGUCUUUUUCUGUCAGAGUUCAUUCUUUCUUGUCCAGAGAUUUUCCAUAGUAAAUCAUGUUUUGAGGUUGGUUCAGGUGUUGGUCUAGUUGGCAUUUGUCUUGCUCGCGUGAAAGCUUCCAAGGUGGUGCUAAGUGAUGGUGACCUGUCAACUCUAGCAAACAUGAAGCGUAAUCUGGAGUUGAACCAGUUGAGCACCAAAAUUGAUGUGUCAGAAGGAAUUUCUCAAGAUCCAGAUUUCCUGAAUUCUAGAGUUGAAAAUGUAAAAUGUAUUUAUCUGCCAUGGGAAUCUGCACCUGAAAGUGAGCUCAAAGACUAUAUGCCUGACAUUGUUUUGGGUGCAGAUGUUAUUUACGAUCCACUGUGUCUCCCGCAUUUUAUUCGAGUUCUUACCAUUCUUUUGGACCGAAAAGAGGCCAAUUUUCAACCAUGUCAAGAUGUUCAUCACCGCUCAUCACCAGAGACAAUACAUACUGUGGCUGGCAAAGUUGGUGGUGUUGAUGAUACAGUUGACACUGAUCAAAGCAAAGUUUACCAUCCCCAUGGCCUGGAUGGUACUGAUCUCAGCCACAGCAGGCAUGGAAUUGAUGCUCAUGGAGGCAAUGUAACAUGUAAUGGUGCUCCAAAUGCCGAAUUUCUGCGUCAUGCAUUGGAGCCCAGCCCCGUGGCAUACAUUGCUUGCGUCAUUCGCAAUGUCGACACCUUCGAUUAUUUUCUUGCAUUGGCAGACCAGGCUGGCCUUACUGUGUUGGACAUAACCGAGAAGGUCUUGGUUAAGCUGUUUGAUCUGCUUCCUUAUAUGCAUUCAUAUAAUCGAUCGAGCAUUAGGCUAUUUACUGUUUCGUGUUUAUGCAAAUAACUUCUUCGCAUAAUCAGUUGAGCAUUAGGGUUUUUUUUUUAAUGCAAAUAACUCUCUCUCUCUCUCUCUCUCUCUCUCUCUCUCAUACACACCAAUCUAGUUUAUAACAACAGAUGAAACUUUAAGAACCUCAGGAAUAUAGCAGUUUCCUUCUUUCUUUCUUUCUUGAAUGGGUACUGCUUGUCCUUGUAAUAAGAUUGAUAAGAACAAUGGAUAUUUAUGAUUACAGAGUAGUGCAAUUUCUUAUAA